Molecule: messenger RNA, 594 nt
Organism: Vitis riparia (riverbank grape)
Lineage: Eukaryota; Viridiplantae; Streptophyta; Magnoliopsida; Vitales; Vitaceae
Product: putative disease resistance RPP13-like protein 3
Exons: 1
Coding region: 1-594 (197 amino acids)
Biological process (GO): defense response to other organism
Molecular function (GO): ADP binding
Source: RefSeq, a predicted model, not a curated record
AUGGGUGGCCUUGGCAAAACUACUCUUGCCAAGAAAGUUUACAACGACGGUGCUGUUCAGAACCACUUUGGCCGUUACUGUGCUUGGGUUUAUGUAUCUCAAGAGUACAAUAUCCUGGAACUUUUGCUUGGGAUCGCUAGUUGUAUCAUCACUCUCACCGACGAACAAAAACGUAAGAUUCAAAAUCAUGAGUUGGGGAAAGAGAUUGAAAAAUGUCUCCAGGAAAAGAGUUACUUGAUAAUGCUUGAUGAUGUAUGGAACACCGAUGUUUGGCGCGGGUUGAGCUCAUUUUUUCCUGCAGAAUCAAAUAAGAGCAGAGUAUUGAUCACUACUCGCAAUGAACAAAUUGUUGUGGAUGCUCAUUCAGAUUGCUAUAAACUUCAACUUCUGGGUGACGAUGAAAGCUGGGAGUUGUUUCUCAGUAGAGUAGGGAGUACAACAGUACUGACAUGGUCAGGGUUGGAGGAAUUCAAAAAGGAGAUUGUAUCAAAAUGCAAAGGUUUACCUCUUGCAAUCGUGGUGCUCGGAGGACUUCUAUCACUGAAAGAUCUGACACAAAACUCAUGGCAGAAAGUGCUUAAAAGCAUGGAUUAG